CACCCAGGUGCACAUGCAUAAGUGAACGCGUCUGUAAGAAUUCUAUGCAAUAAUUUUCUGCUGCUCACCUAAUAAAAGUAACAAAUACAGGGUAGAUUGGAAAAUGAUGCGUAAGUUCCUUAUGCGGCCCUCGCUGGUUGACGAGCGGAUCAUGCAGAAGCAGUUGGCUGACCACCACAACAAGCUCCGACAUGCCACUCCUGCCAUCGACUGCUUGUCUCCGCCGACCUACAGUCAUUUGACGCUCAAGUUGAAAAAACUGCAGUUGGAAAACGAACGCAUUUGGCAGAUAGAAAACGAGAACCGACGGCUUCUCUCUCGAUUGGCGGAUAUUAUGAACAGAGCCAGAACUGGCGGAAAAGCGCGGUUCAGCGUCUACAGCAGCAAACGGUUUGGUGGCGGUUUCAAAGUACGACCGACGUCUCAACCGAAGAUCAAUCUAUCGAACCAACGAGGAAAUGCCAAUCGCGAAGGUCAAAAAGACGCAAAGGAAUUGGACUGGCAAAAGACUACGAGUCCCUGUCGACCUCAUACAGUUGCUGUCAUGUCCCGUGAUUCGACUAGACCAACUUCGACCAACAACCACUCCUCAUGCAACUCGACGAAAAAAACCAGGAACGGUAAAACGCUAUGCGGAUGUACUAGUCGGCAGCCCAUGUCGCCACCAGACCUGGAUAUCGAUACCCUUGCAGACACUAGUUUGCCACUCGUUACGUCCCAGUCUCCUUUGAACGAUGUGACCGAUUUGUUGUUCGGCAUCCAGAGCGUCCAAAUUACGGUGAAGCAGCAAAGUACGGAUUAAUGGUGAUCUCUAAACGUUAAAAAUCAAAAUACGAAAAAACAUUCCAAUUCUAUCCUUUAUAGUUGCAAAAAUUUCCCAACAAGUUAAUAUAAAAAUUUGAUAUUUCUAAACAAAGGAAUAGAGAAAAAUAAA
Daphnia pulicaria is the source of this 934-nucleotide messenger RNA. RefSeq lists its product as uncharacterized. Lineage: Eukaryota; Metazoa; Arthropoda; Branchiopoda; Diplostraca; Daphniidae. Bases 104 to 802 code for a protein of 232 amino acids. The record is from RefSeq and is a predicted model, not a curated record. The transcript has 4 exons.